AUGGCAACUGCUGUGGUGGCACCCCAGCCUGCCCAUGUAAUGCAGCCCUUUACAAGACCAAUCCGUUUUGUGGCGAACGAUGGGCAACCACAUGCAAAGAGGAGAAGAAUAAGUGCUGCAUGCAAGACAUGCCGCAAGAGGAAAACCCGCUGUAGCGGUGAGAAGCCUAUCUGUGAGACCUGUCGUCAAAACGGCCAUUCAUGCCUAGGGUAUUCCGACCCCACCAAUUCGGCGCCAGUAUCAUCAGCACACCAGACUCAGCUUCAACAAAGCCAGGCCCGCUCCGAAUCUACCCCCACCGUAGUAACCACACUCACGGAUAAACCGCUAAAAGAGCCAUUAUUCUCUCCAACCCCUUCUUCACCACAUGAUCGCCCCAGGAAGCCUUCAGUACAGCAGCCCUUGCCGAGCGAGCAACGUGAACUGCGAGGUACGGAAUCGGGAGUAAAGUCACAAAAGCGGAAAUCGACCGGCUACCAUGAUGCUGCCGGUAGAGGUUACGAAUAUGACAUGGAUAGUCGUAGAGCAGAUGGCGGAAGUGGGGGUGAAUUGACGGACGAGGGCCCCAGUCCUGUUUUGAGAUAUCCGUCGCCUCCAUCACAGAGACUUGCACACCGCAUGCCUUAUUUCCGUUAUUUCGGCCCUACGGCUAUUGUGCCAGGCUACAAACAAAUGGUUGUUGAAGUACACGAUAGGAAUAACAUACCUCGACAUUCCAGUCUUUCAAUGAGUGCAAACUCUUCGGUGACAUCGCCAGCAUCAACAUUUGUGAGUCUUGGGAAUCCAAACUCAACACCUACGGUUUCUUCCGGAACAAACAGUGUUCCAAUGGAGGAUAUCCCUUUCUAUGACCCUAGCGACCCUGCCCCAAAUAACCCCUUGAUCGCCCACCUUGUCGAAACAUUUUUUUCGCAUUUGGGGUGUAAUUUCCCAUUCUUAAGGAGAGAGGUUUUCACUAAAGAUGUUGAGGAGAAACGGGUUGAGGGAAUAUUGGUUGAUGCAGUUUGUGCCGUUGCUGCCAGGUUUUCGAGUAACUCGUUGCUACAGUCACUGGUUCGGAAUGGAGAAAGGGUACCGCCUAGCGAGUAUGGUACCGCAUUUGCUAUUCGUGCAAAGAGUCAUGUUGUUGACACCUUUGCUUGCCCAAACCUUGCUACUGUACAGGCUUGCAUACUACUAGCGUAUGUGGAGUUUGGGAGCAACAGGGAUAGUGGACUUUGGAUGUUUUUAGGAAUUGCGAUUAGAAUGGCGCAGGAUUUAGGGUUACAAAAGCUGGAAGGUACUAGAGGCGGUGCGGAAGGGGGAAGUGAAGCUAGGCGUUCGAUGGGGUGUUACGAUGAUGGGGUAGCUGAGGGCCGCGAAGAGUACGUGGACAACGAGAAUGUAAGGGAGGCUAAAGCUAGGGAGAGAGAGCGGACGGAUACGUUUUGGGCUGUUUUCUUUCUUGACAGAGUUAUUUCAUCGGGCACAGGGAGACCUGUAACGAUACGCGACAAGGAGAUUGAGAUAGACUUUCCGCCCAUCGAAGAGGUUGACCCCGAGCAUGGAUAUCCACCGCCUUUCCCUGCUCUCAUCAGGAUAAUUCAACUAUACGGAAGAAUAACGGACUUAUUGAACAGUAUAAAAGACGUCCAUACUGUCACGCCGGAUACCUUGAACAGCCUUUCGGGCAUGGAGGCAGAUUUAACGAAGAUCUAUCAAAGGCUAUCCCCAAACCUUCAUUUUGGUGUUGCUAAUUUUCAACACUACGCUAGCACCAAUCAGGGGGCAGUGUUUUUACUCCUUCAUUUUUGGUUUCAUACUUUAAUUGUAUUAUUGCAUCGUCCGACGCUUCUCAUUGCCUUCGGGGGAAGUAUACAGCAGCUGUUCUCCAAUAGUCGCGAGUUAUCAAUGUCAUCCGCCAAGACAAUUGCCGACAUUUUGGCAUUUGCGGAGUUGCUGGAUUGCAAGGCAGUAAAUGGCAACCCGUUUACUAGCCAGCCAAUCUACAUCGCGGCGUGCGCAUUCUUGCAGGAAAGCGCUGCGCAUUCUUCUUCAAAUCCGACAUCGAGAUCAUCGUCACCGCCUCCUUCGGGAUCCUUGCCGGGAAUGAUUCCAGGUUUUGGGUCAAAGAUAAUGGAGGAGGGGACCCUGGUCCAGAAAAUAUCGACGAAGCACGCUUUGCUCGCCCAGGCAGCUCAUCAGAAUUACCAGAAAUGCUAUAAAGCGUUGAAAGCGAUGGAGACCUAUUGGGAGGGGGUAAAGUACAUUUUGACAGUCAUGGAUCAAAAGGCAAAGGGGAUUGUCGAUCCGCUGCUUUACACAGUUGAGGAAAUGGAAAGUGUCGAAGUCCAUAGGUGGGGAGCUGGGGUGUGGAACCGUUUCCGAGGCAAUUUAGUCCCGGGUGUGGAACAAGCGAAUGGAGCGGUCCAUGAGGACAUAAUCAAACUGGAGGGAGGAUUGUCGCAAUCUGGUCUCAUGCCUCCAGGGGGUCAAUUGGGUCUUGGGGUUAACCGGAUACCAGAGCAUGUGUCAUCGCCGCAUAUGAAUGGGAUUCAUGGGAACCCUAGUCAAGCCAUUGGGUGGUCCCUGACUGGGACUACAAACUCUCCAAAUUCAAACUUGACCUUUAUGUUUCCUGCUAGCGGUGAGGCUGGUGUUUACACUAUACAACACCAACAGUACAACGGGAACGCCUCUUCACCACACGCCAACCAUCACGGCGGGAUACAGCAAGCACAAGAUCCACGAAACGGACUCAUGACGUCUGGAAUACACCCGCCACUUCCACAUGGAUUUGUUGGUGCGACACCGACUUCAACAACAUCUCUAGCUGCGUCCCCCCAAUCCAAGUACUCUGUGGGCGCAUCGGCUCCAGCCGCAAGCGAUGCCGAAAUGCUUCUGGGGCUCAGCGUGGAUCAACAAAGGCAACAACAAAAGGCUGCUGGUGUUCAUCACAGCCCCAUGGAUGGGCUUAUUAUGGGAGGAGACAUUUAUAACAACGAGGAAACCGGAAGUGCUAUGGGAGCAUUCAACGCGUAUAAUAUCAUGAUUGAAAGUGAAGAUAUCAACAUGAACAGUAUGGGGGCCAAUCAACUGCUUCCAUUAUUGGAGUUCGUGCCCUAUGAUUCCUAUCAGUAUGGUGCAGAGGCUGGGGAGGGUAUAGUUAAUCACCACCACCAUCAGCACCGUUGAACCUGGGAGACUACGCGGUGGGUGUAGAAUUGUUUAUUUCCUUUUGCCACUUUUUUUCUCUUUUUAUUACGAUUCCAGCGAUAUUCCCUUAGUUUCGGGUCGGGUAUGAUUUUUGUAAUGGGUUUCAUGGUUUCUCAUCCUGCUAGUGUCACGGCGACGGUUCCCGGGCAUUAGCACUUUGUAUGAUCGCCAUUUUUUUCCUUUUCUUUAUCAUGGCGACCUCUUUCCCUUCCUUUCUAGGCUCUCUUUUUUACUAUCGUAUCUUGUGGAAGAGCGCCGACAAAUGGAUUUUCAUUUACAUGGGUGUUACUAGUGUCGUUUUGUUGUAUCAAACAAAAAUAAGGCAGGCAAACAUGGUGUUGUUGUUUGGAGUUGGAGUUUUUCUUGUUGAUUUAUCUAUUUCUUUGAAGAGACUUGCACUCUACAGUUCCUGGACGAGCACAUGAAGUGAAAAUGUUCUGAAAAGAAAAUUAAUGGGUUGACGAGGGAGGGUAAAAUAGUUUGUACGAGGAUGCAAUUAUUUUAUCUUUUAUUUUUGGAUUGCGCGAUUGGUUGAUUCCACUUUAUUUCGGUAUUAAAUUUUGAUUUUUUUUAUUCGGGAUGUGGAGGGCGCAUAGACUUUGCUUUCAAUAAACCUUCCGAUAUCAUACCAUGCCAUAUAA
This is a messenger RNA of Tuber melanosporum (Perigord truffle), 3836 nucleotides long. RefSeq lists its product as uncharacterized. NCBI's taxonomy places the organism in Eukaryota, Fungi, Ascomycota, Pezizomycetes, Pezizales, Tuberaceae. Gene Ontology annotation, biological process: DNA-templated transcription; regulation of DNA-templated transcription. Gene Ontology annotation, molecular function: DNA-binding transcription factor activity, RNA polymerase II-specific; zinc ion binding; DNA binding. Bases 1 to 3174 code for a protein of 1057 amino acids. The record is from RefSeq and is a predicted model, not a curated record. The transcript is spliced from 6 exons.